AUGCGGAAGACUUCCCUGCUGCCCAAGGUCCUGAUUUUGGGCAUCCUGGGAGUCCUGAUUCAAGCCCCAGGGCAUCAUGCAGAUGACCUCAUCAGGACCACUGAGCCUGGACAGAUCCAAGGCACUCAAAUCAGUGUCAAGGAGAUUGACAAAGUUGUCAAUGCUUUCCUGGGAAUCCCCUUUGCCGAACCCCCUGUGGGGGCUCUGAGGUUUUCUCCUCCACAACCACCAGAUUCCUGGAGCAACGUGAGAAAUGCGACUACUCAUCCAUCUGAACUGGCAAACUGUUCUAGUAUCCCUGCCAAGAAACCUCAUAUGGGUUAUGACAGGUGUUUGCAGCAUAUCAGUCCCCUAGAAAAAAUGGCAGAUGACAUGAAAGUAAAUAUCCCUAUUCCUGCCAGCUCUGAAGACUGUUUGUACCUCAAUAUCUAUGUUCCUGACCAUACAAAGGAGUGGGCCAGAUUGCCAGUGAUGGUGUGGAUCCAUGGUGGUGCUCUCACUGGUGGUGCUGCUUUCCUAUAUGAUGGUUCGAUAUUAUCUGCCACCCAGAAUGUGGUAGUGGUCACCAUCCAGUACAGGGUGGGGAUCCUUGGCUUCUUCAGCACUGGGGAUGAGCAUGCACCUGGCAACUGGGGUUACCUGGAUCAGGUUGCUGCCCUGAGAUGGGUCCAGAAGAACAUUGCCCACUUUGGAGGAGAUCCCAUCCUUGUCACCAUUUUUGGCGAGUCAGCUGGGGGGACGAGUGUUUCCUCACAGGUUCUAUCCCCCAUGUCCAAAGGCUUAUUCCACAGAGCAAUCAUGGAGAGCGGUGUGGCCUUUGCCCCUACCUUGGUUUGUUCCAACUCAGAAAUGGUUACAAAUGCCAUUGCCAAUCUAUCUGCUUGUAAUAGACGCAGUUCUGCCUCCAUGGUUCAGUGCCUUAGGAGCAAAUCUGAAGAAGAGAUCCUGGCCAUUGCUGAGCAUUUGGACGUAAUCCCUAGUGUAGUUGAUGGGAAAUUCUUCCCCAAACAUCCUGAAGAGAUGCUGGCUGCAGGAGAGUUCCACCACAUCCCUUCCAUUCUUGGGGUCUUCCACAGGUGUGGUUGUGAGAGGUGGAACCAGAAGGUUGACAUACCUGUUCUGCAGAGUUGUAUACCUUCUGAACUUGUGCCAUUGGUGAUGGAAGAAUAUUUAAGAGACACUGAGGACCCGGGACAAUGUCGAGCUCAAUUCCAGGAAAUAGUGGGAGAUUUCAUCUUUGUUAUUCCUUCCCUCAAAGCAGCCAGAUAUCAAUACAGUCACAGCUCUCCAGUCUACUCUUAUGAAUUUCAGCAUCGACCAAGUUGGGUUAAUGGAAUCAAGCCAGAUUUUGUGAAAGCAGACCAUGGUGAUGAUGUGCCUUUUGUCUUUGGAGUGCCUUAUUUAGGCGAGGCAACAGAAGAGGAAAAACUCCUGAGCCACAGGAUAAUGACAUACUGGGCAAACUUUGCCCGUCACGGGGACCCAAAUGGUGCAGACCUUUUUCACUGGCCAGUCUAUGACCAGGAGGAAGAGUACCUGGAGCUGAAUUUGCAGCUGUCUUUGGGAAAGAGCCUGAGGAAGAAUAAGUGGGAGUUCUGGACCAAGACUGUGCCUGAGAAGAUGAAGGUAUCACAGUCAGAAAAGGCUCAGAUGGAGCUGUGA
This is a messenger RNA of Phascolarctos cinereus (koala), 1662 nucleotides long. Lineage: Eukaryota; Metazoa; Chordata; Mammalia; Diprotodontia; Phascolarctidae. The record is from RefSeq and is a predicted model, not a curated record.